AUGACAAUUUCAAAUUCAAAUUUAUUCAAGCCAAUCAACAUUGGGAAAAAAACCAUUAGUCACAGAAUUGCACAUUUGCCAACCACCAGAAACCGUGCUACCAAAGAUCAUGUCCCUACUGAUUUGAUGCAAAAAUAUUAUACCGAUCGUGCUAAAACUGGUGGGUUAUUGGUUACUGAAGCUACUUUGAUUUCUUUGAAUCAAGGGAUUUAUCCAAAUGUUCCAGGAAUUUGGAAUAAUCAACAACGAGAUGCCUGGAAAAGAAUCACUGAUUCAGUCCAUUCUGUUGGUGGAUUUAUUUCGGUUCAAUUGUGGGCUUUAGGUAGAGUUGGUAAUGCCAAAUUGUUAAAGAAACAUGGAUUACCACUAACCGGUGUUAGUCCAAUUUAUGAACAUGAACAAGCGGAAAAGGAUGCUAUUAAAGCUGGUAAUCCAAUUCAAGAAUUGACUCAUAAUGAAAUUAAAGAUAUUAUUUAUAAUCAAUUCGCCAAUGCAGCUAAAUUGGCUGAUGAAGCAGGAUUUGAUUUUAUUGAAUUACAUGGUGCAAACGGUUAUUUAUUUGAGCAAUUCAUUCAUCCUGGAACUAACAAAAGAACUGACAAAUACGGAGGAUCAAUUGAAAAUAGAGCCAGGUUUUUAUUUGAAGUUGUUGAUCAUUUAACAACUAUUGUUGAUCCUUCUAAAUUGGCUAUUAGAUUAUCACCUUUAAGCAAUUUCCAAGUACCUGGAAUCAACCCAACUGCAAAAGAAGAUUAUUCAUACAUUGUUCAAGGAUUACAAAAAAGAGCUGAUGAAGGUAAAGGAUUGGGCUAUAUCAAUGUUGUUGAAGGUCGUUUUUCACCUGAUGGAAGUGUUGAAGCUUGUGAUGUCAACUUUGUUGGCGAUAUCUGGAAAGGUGCAUUGUUAAAAGGAGGUAAUUAUACUUAUGAUAAGAAAAACAACUGGGAAACAAUUGAACAUGACGCUAAUUCAGAUGACAGAACUUUGGUUGGUUUUGGUAGAUACUUUAUUGCCAACCCAGAUUUACCAGAUAGAAUCAAAAAAGAUUUACCAUUGAAUGAUUAUGAUAGGUCUACUUUUUAUACCAAUGAUGACUAUGGUUAUAAUACUUACCCAUUUUACGGUCAAGAAAUCAAAGUUGACCCUGAAAACAAAGUAUUUGGUGUUGCCUUAGCUUGA
Molecule: messenger RNA, 1179 nt
Organism: Candida dubliniensis CD36
Lineage: Eukaryota; Fungi; Ascomycota; Pichiomycetes; Serinales; Debaryomycetaceae
Gene: OYE22
Product: Oye22p
Exons: 1
Coding region: 1-1179 (392 amino acids)
Molecular function (GO): FMN binding; NADPH dehydrogenase activity
Source: RefSeq, a predicted model, not a curated record